Penaeus monodon (black tiger shrimp) is the source of this 500-nucleotide messenger RNA. Its product is annotated as formin-like protein 6. Lineage: Eukaryota; Metazoa; Arthropoda; Malacostraca; Decapoda; Penaeidae. The record is from RefSeq and is a predicted model, not a curated record. The transcript has 4 exons. Bases 26 to 487 code for a protein of 153 amino acids.
AACCAUGUAAUCCUCCGUGUGUGUCAUGUGUAUCUACAUCCAUGUACGUACACCUCGGAUCCCGUCGCUGCCCUGCUGUUGCACCCGGGCCAUCUGCUGCUGCUGCUGCUGCGCCUGGACCUGUUGCUCUUCUGCUGCCCUCGCAGCUCGGCGUCGUCGUCCGCCCCGGGCACGGCGGCCGAGUCGCGUGUGUGCUCGCUGCCGCCCAUCUCGGGCGCGAGCGCGGACGCCGCCGACGCCCGCCUCGCUACCAGAAACAUCAACGCCCUCGCCGCCAGACGGCGCGGCAGCAGGGCGUCGGGCCCUUCGAGUGACCGCCUCGGCUCCAGCGACGCCCUGGACGAGCUCACCGACCCCGAUUCCCCAGGGGGCCUUCGCCUCUUGCGCAGGAGGUCCAACGCCCCCAGCGACGACGGCGUGUCCCUGCUCAGCCUGCGACUGGACAGCCCUCCGCGCAAGGCCAGACCCGCCCGGCCCUACGUCAUAGACAGCCGUCGAAG